Molecule: messenger RNA, 1926 nt
Organism: Cyprinodon tularosa
Lineage: Eukaryota; Metazoa; Chordata; Actinopteri; Cyprinodontiformes; Cyprinodontidae
Gene: rpap2
Product: RNA polymerase II associated protein 2
Exons: 12
Coding region: 42-1859 (605 amino acids)
Cellular component (GO): cytoplasm; nucleus
Molecular function (GO): RNA polymerase II CTD heptapeptide repeat phosphatase activity; RNA polymerase core enzyme binding
Source: RefSeq, a predicted model, not a curated record
GUCACGGGUCAAAGUUGAACCGGAGAGAAAACGGAAGCAGCAUGGAGGCUGAUGAGAGAAGGAGAAGAGGAGGUUCUGCUCAAAGCUCUAAAAAAGGUGGAAAAUGCGUCAAAAUACGGACUGCCGAAGAAGAAGCAAGAAGGAGAGAGGAGAUGAAGGAGAGGCUGAGGGAGAGGCUGGAGGUGGAGCGGAGAGCCCUGAAGGUGGUGGAGCGCCUCCUGGAGGACAGCGUGGCUGAAGACUUCCUGGUUGACUGCGCCAAGUUCAUCACUACUGCUAACUACAAAGACACCGUGGAGGAGCGCUUCAUCGCAAAGUUCUGUGGUUAUCCCGUCUGUCCCAACAAACUGGGCAAGAUCCCGACCCAGCAGUAUAAAAUCUCCACCAAGACGAACCGGGUCUAUGACAUCACAGAGCGGAAGUGUUUCUGCUGUAACUUCUGCUACAAAGCCUCCAAGGAGUACGAGCUACAGAUAUCAAAGACGCCUCUUUGGCUGAGGCAGCAUGAAAGUCCUCCAGAAAUCAAGUUGCUAAAGAAAGGAGACAGGGGGAGCUCUGGUGUGGAGGUGAUGCUGUCAGGGCGCCGCCUCAGGGAGGAGGACAUAGAGGAACCCCAGGCUGCCCCGCCUCCGCCCGUCCCUGCAGGAGGCGAUUUCAGCGACGGGGAGCGGGAGUUUCCCUCCAGUGACGUCUCCCAGCAGCAGAGACCCCGGGUGCACUGGGCCGACCUGCCGGGGGGCGCAGACGGAGACGGGAACCGGGCCGAACCGCCUCAGAUCCAAAACCCAGAGGAAAACGGGGGCCUGAGAGGAGAGCAGGAAGGGAAGGAGAUCCCCGCUGAGGAAAGCGCUGAGGCGCCACCUGGAGACCAAAGCGUGGAUGAGCUCACUUCAAAGCUGAGUGAGUGCGUUACCAGCGGUAACCAGCGCGGAGAAACGCGGGCUGAAACCGUUUCAGCCGCUUCGUGUACAGGACCUGAACCUUCAGCAGGAAGCAGACGGGCUCCCUGUUCCACUGGAGACCCGUCCAACCCGCCUGGGCUCAGCAUCACCCAGGUGGGCAUGAGUCGGAGAGGAGCCGCCGGGCUGCAGGACCUUCUGAGGAAGCACGGCGGGGCGCUCGACCCCGAGUCGGUGCGGCGGAGUCUCCUGGAGUCCCUGAAGAGGACCUUAAAGGACUGGUGCACAGAAGAGACCCUGAGCUUCCUGUAUGGAGCCGACCGGCCGCCGGCCGUCCCGUUCACCGCCCUGAGAGCCACCGAGGAAGAGGAGCUGGAUGAAGACGACCUGGAGGACGAUGAUGAUGAUGAUGAUGAGGCGGCGGAGCCGAGGAGGCCGCCGGGUAACCACGACUACGAGAAGCUGCGGGAGGAAGCGGAGCAGCUGCAGCUCAGGGUGCGCGAGUUUUAUAAAGGGACGUGGGUUCUACCUGAGGAGGAGCAGCUGGAGGCGAGGAAGAUCAGCGCACCGGAGGCGGCCUCUAAGGAUCCAGCUUUGCCGCUCAUCGACUCCCACGCUCAGAACCUCAUCCAGAAACGGAUCACGGUGGAGCGGCUCAGCAGCUGCCUCAGAAACAUCGUGGGUCCGGUGGGCCUCACCAUGAGCGACGUCUCCACAGACCUGAACCACCUGGUCAGGACAUUCAGGUUCACCAACUCCAACAUCAUCCAUAAAACCCCUGAGUGGACCCUCAUAGCUGUGGUGCUUCUGCAUCUGUUAUCAGACGUGUCUCCUGUGGUGCAGGAGGCCCUGAAGAUGUCGGCCUCAGUCCAAUAUUUAAACACUCUGAUGGAGGAGCUGGGCCUACGGGAGCAGGACCUUCUGAGUCUAGUUCAGCUCUUUAAACCCACUACAAACUGACUCAAAGUGAACAUAAACAGAUGUAGGAUAUAUAUUUUCAAUCUUAUAAAAGAUGUUGAGAAUGAAA